Molecule: messenger RNA, 1086 nt
Organism: Phytomonas sp. Hart1
Lineage: Eukaryota; Euglenozoa; Kinetoplastea; Trypanosomatida; Trypanosomatidae
Source: the annotation of a GenBank genome assembly
AUGGAUCAUUCUAAGCGAAACGGCUUCCUGCGUGUGGUACACGGAAAUUCAAACCCCCAACUUGCCGAAGAAAUCUGCUCAUGGCUUAGGAUUCCCGUAACAGUCAGCCAAGUGGGCACUUUCGCCAACGGCGAAACCAGCCUGAAGGUACUUGAGUCCAUCCGAGGCGACGACGUCUUUGUUGUGCAGCCAACCUGCUCCAAUGGCUCCUGCAAUGUGAACCAGGCCGUGAUGGAACUUCUGCUUAUGAUUCACACGCUCAAGCUUUCCUCGGCCCGUCGGGUGAUUGCCGUUGUUCCACACUACGGCUAUGCCCGGCAGGAUCGCAAGCACACCGGACGCGUCCCCAUUAGCGCCUCGGCGGUGGCCAAGAUGAUCACCGAGUUGGGUGUCAACGGGGUCGUGACCAUGGAUCUGCAUUGCCCUCAAAUUCAGGGCUUCUUUCACGGCUGCCCUGUCGCGGAUCUGAACGCGACCACCGAGUUCUCGACCUUCAUCAAACAAAAGGGAUUAGAUACCGACAAAUUGGUCGUGAUCGCGCCGGAUGCCGGUGCGGUGACGCGCGCUCGCCGGAUGGGGGAUCGCAUCGGGGCGAGCCGAAUCGCGACGAUUCUCAAGCGCCGUGUAGUUUCGAAUCAGGUGGAAUCGAUGCAGCUCGUGGGCGAGGUCGACGGCUGUGUGUGUAUUAUUGUAGACGACAUGAUUGAUACCGCCGGAACACUGUGUAAGGCGGCGGAGUUGCUGAAGGAAUACGGUGCCAAGCAGGUCCUGGCUUUCGCCACUCACGGGAUCUUCACGGACCCGGCCUGCGAACGGAUCACCAAAUGCGAUGCCUUGACGAAGGUGGUCGUCACCAAUACAAUUCCCCAGAAAGAAUCGACCGCAAAGUGCGCGAAGAUUAAGGUCAUUUCAAUAGGUCGACUUCUGGCAAAUGCUAUUCUCCGUCUACACUCCGAGGUCAGCCUUGAGAAGGUUGAAAUGAUUACUAUGCAAAUGUCAAAUCCGGACCUCCAGCCGCUAGAGUUGUUAGUGGAGGAGGAUCAAUGGCCUCAAACACAAGAAGCAGACCCCGAUCCUUUAUCCUAA